Messenger RNA from Strongylus vulgaris, 744 nucleotides. Lineage: Eukaryota; Metazoa; Nematoda; Chromadorea; Rhabditida; Strongylidae. The record is from the annotation of a GenBank genome assembly.
CAUUCAUUCCACUUCUUUUUUUUAUAGAAAGACGUCCAAACCUUGUCGCAAACGGCUCGAUCAAGUGCAGCUCGACGAAGUUUAAACGCAUCUACAUCUCCAGUACUUGCUCCACGAUGCCGCAGUCCAAGUCGUGGUGGAGGCGUUGGAGGCAGUGUCCCAUUAACCACGAGAACCACAGCACCCAUUGGAGUGCCGUUGAGAUCGUAUUCAUCACGAGCUGGAAGUUCGCUAAUGGCGCCGCAACACGACAAUCGUCGAUGGUCCCUGGCAUCGUUGCCAUCAACUAGCGGUUAUGGCACCCCAGGGAGCAAUUCGGCGUUUUCGAGCCAAUAUUCAUCAUCCGAGCAUUUAUCCGAGAUGUUGGAGUGUAUGCGAGUUGGUGCAGCCCGUUUCGACAGCAAUGACAGCUGCCCAUCUGCAGAAGAUGCGAUGAAUAUGAGCUUUAGACCAAGGAGUAGGAGCUUGACCAGCCCCAUCAAGCUGAACUCCGAGUUUUCCUUGGAUGUCGUGAAUCGCAAUAAUGUCUAUAAAGAACGAUUUCCAAAGGCUAAAGUGCAAAUGGAAGAGAAACUGGCCGCAUUUGUGGCUGAACACGCUCCCCUCAGUGGCGGCUCCUCAUCUGCUGAUGCUGACUCUGGCAUGGAUACAGCGGGCAAUCGUCGUUCUAUGGUGACUCUUAUUAACUUACAGUCUUUUGCUCCGCCGAACUUAGGAGCAUUUGCAAAUGGUCUAUGCAAUUAA